This is a messenger RNA of Stegodyphus dumicola, 1366 nucleotides long. Its product is annotated as zinc transporter Slc39a7-like. Gene Ontology annotation, biological process: intracellular zinc ion homeostasis; zinc ion transmembrane transport. The record is from RefSeq and is a predicted model, not a curated record. Gene Ontology annotation, cellular component: membrane. Gene Ontology annotation, molecular function: zinc ion transmembrane transporter activity. NCBI's taxonomy places the organism in Eukaryota, Metazoa, Arthropoda, Arachnida, Araneae, Eresidae.
UUGUCUACUCUGUCUGUCUGUCUGUAUGACAAGUGUCGGCGUUCAGCGAUUGUCAACUGUUUUAGUAGAGUAAUGCAGAUCUGAGGAGGAGUACAACACGUCACCCUAUUUGCGACGAGAGUGUAAUUCCAGGAAACCGCCAAUAUUUUAAUUACAGUCUUGCAAAUAGCGAAAUAUUAUUAUGAAACUUCAGAUGUCAUUCCCUGUUGGCAAACUGUUACUUUUCCUAAUUUUUAUAUCUUUAUUUACGUUUAUUGCGAGCCAUGAACAUAGUCAUGACGGCGGUCAUUCUCACACACAUGACGAAAAACCUUCAUUUAAAUAUUCUAAGCAAGCUAACGAACCGUAUGCAUCCGAUGAAGUUGAGACUUCCCAUAUGAGCUCUAAAAUUAAAACUAGAAGUGCAAUGACGUUGUGGUCUUUAUCUUUAGGAUCUACUUUACUCAUAAGUGCUGCUCCUUUUGUCAUAUUAUUUUUCAUCCCUAUUGAUAAUCGUGCUGAACAUAAACCUUUAUUGAAAGUAUUAUUAAGUUUUGCAUCUGGAGGACUUCUGGGUGAUGCAUUCUUGCAUCUUAUUCCUCAUGCUCUAUUGGCCCUCUCCAGUUCUGAUGGAAGUGCACAUUCUCAUUCACAUUCACAUUCUCAUUCUCAUGUCAAUACUGAUUCUGAGAUAGCUGGACAUGAUCUUACGGUUGGACUGGGAGUUUUGGCUGGUAUUGUUGUGUUUCUUAUGGUGGAAAAAUUUGUCAGAAUUGUGAAGGGUGAUCAUGGCCAUUCACAUUCAUCAGAAUCAAAAGACAUGAAAACUGCAUGUGAAACCAAUGACAAAUCAAGCUACACUUCAUGUAACCAAGACAUAUGUUCCACAGAUGAAUUAUGUAAAUGUGAUGCUGAUGAAUUAGAUGUGAAAGAAAACAAAGUUUCUGAACCUGAUGUUAAAGUGAAAAAGGAAACGAUUGAUGAUUUAAAAGAUGAAAUCAUGGUUGCUGGUUAUUUAAAUCUUGCAGCAGAUUUUCUUCAUAAUUUCACUGAUGGAUUAGCAAUUGGUGCAUCAUAUAUUGUCAAUCCUGGUGUUGGUGUAAUUACUACUGCAACAAUUCUUCUACAUGAAGUUCCACAUGAAAUAGGAGAUUUUGCUAUUUUAAUACAAUCGGGUUGCAGCAAAAGAAAGGAUCUUCCCCUUAGACCAGUACUUUCGAGAACAUUUGGGCAUGUUAUGUAACUGCUCCUAUAAAUGAAGAAUUCACGCCAUUUUGCGUCAGACCGCUUUCUCCCUCUACUGCUGUUAAGACCUAUGCUGCCGCUCUUCUCAUCUGCCUCCCUUUGUUUGAAUAGUAUGUUGCAGUAAAUUUAAAGUUAAUACUAU